GCUCCUUUCCAACCCCAGGUCUGCGACUUGGAGAACUCCCUCCUUCAAGCCCGCCGCAUCACCUGCGAGGUCGAUCGCCGCUUCGCGUCCUUCGCCUCCUCCCUCCCUUCCCCUCUCCCUCCGGCCCUCCCUUCUCCCCACGGAACGCUCUCCUCCGGCGUCACCGACAACGGAAGCCGGGACGGAAAGGAAGGGGAGGAUGAGGAAGUAGGAAUGCACGGGCGAAAAGAGGAAAUGCAAGAGAGCUUGGACCGGCUGGGUGGGCGGAUUCGGCUGUUUGCGGCACAGGCGCUGGGAGAUGCUUGGAGAGGCUACCAGCGGCGACGGCUUAGGCAGGCCUGGUGGUGCUGGUCCCUUUCGCUUGCUCCGACCGAGGACUGUGGGAAGGAGGGAGGAAGAAAGGAAGCGGCGGGAGUAGUCAGAGAGGAGUGCGGGGUACUCGCAAGUUGAUGGGAGAUUUAGAGCUUUCAAGGGGAAGGGGGAGGUUUUUAAUUAGCGUUAGAACGGUUAGCACUCAAGUGUACAGGGGCUGACGCAUGGGGUUGUUGCCUUCGAAAUGGUGGAAAGAUACGAAAUGAAAAGGGAAACAGGGACGAAAAAGCUCGCAGCGAGGGAUAAACGGGUGUGAAGGAAAGGCUUUUAAAG
Messenger RNA from Nannochloropsis gaditana CCMP526, 645 nucleotides. RefSeq lists its product as uncharacterized. The annotation marks the transcript as partial. The transcript is spliced from 2 exons. The record is from RefSeq and is a predicted model, not a curated record.